Molecule: messenger RNA, 5431 nt
Organism: Pomacea canaliculata
Lineage: Eukaryota; Metazoa; Mollusca; Gastropoda; Architaenioglossa; Ampullariidae
Exons: 20
Coding region: 97-3405 (1102 amino acids)
Molecular function (GO): protein binding
Source: RefSeq, a predicted model, not a curated record
AUUUGACUAUUUAUAAUAUUUAAAGCUAUUUUUUGCUUAAUGUUUAUUUGGUUAUCAAACUAAUAAUCUCCGCAGCAAAGCUUCCCCAGUUUCAAGAUGGACGACUGUACCUUGAAAAAACUUACGGUGAAACCUGGAAAACUUACGCCUGAUUUUAAUGCAAACAUCACAGAGUAUAACAUGACAGUUUCAAGUAAAGUUGAAAAACUCAGUGUUGACCCUGUCACCAACGAUACAAGUGCCUCUUAUUCCAUUGCGGGAAGUGGAGGAUCAAAAUCAAUACCUCUUACAGAGGGACAAGUGACAAGCAUCAAAAUAGAGGUUUCGGCAGAAGAUGGAACUACCAAAUUCUACUUUAUUCAUGCAAAGCGUCUCUCUGGAAAGGAUGCAAACCUCGUGAAUUUAAAUAUUGAAAAAGCAAUACUUCUGCCAGAUUUUGAUCCUGCAGUACUUGAAUAUAGAUGUAAUCUUCCUUGUCAGAUGGCAACAGCAAAAGUUGUCGCAGCUGUUGCUGAUACUGCAAGUGAAAUUCUUAUCCAAGGUGCUAAUGAUGGUGUGCUUGAAUUGUGCGCGGGUGAGACCAGAGCUGAAAUACAGGUGACUUCCGCUGAUGGUUCAAACAAACAGACAUACACAGUGGACAUACUCCGCAAGCCAAUUCCAAGGUUUGUUAAAUUUGUUGAUCCAAAGAAAGCACUGGAGUUUGAAUGUCCUUUCUCUCUGGGACCUCUGUAUGCACCCAUUACAAUCAAGAACAGUAACCCUAAACACACGUAUUCAGCCCCAAUCAUUGACUCGCUGACUAGGACAUCAAAAUAUGAUCCUUUGAAUGGCCAGCCCCUGCCAUUAGACUGGAGAGUUGUGGACAGAGAGCUUGACAAAAAAAUGUCAGAAGAGCCUGCAGUUGUACCACUGACUUAUGGUGGCUCUACAGAACCUGUCAAGUUUGGCCAACUAGCAAGUCAGCUGGACAAGUACACUGUAGAACCUAAAGUAGAGGAUCCUAAAGACCGCUUUCAGAAAUCAGCACUUUCCGUGAAACACAAAGUUGAGUCAUGGAAAUGGGAACAGCAGUUACAACAGGUGUUUGAUGAGACUGAUCCCAGCAAACUGAUCAGGUUUGCUGAAAAUCAGUUAGGACUGUACUUUGAAAAUCUCCCUAAUACAGCACAAGGCUACAAACAGUACAGAGAUGGAGAAUCUCCAAUGGAUUUCCUGAACAAAGCAAUUCAAGGUUAUGCUACAGCCCUUAAAUUCAAACCCAAGGAUCCUAGUCUCCAUCUUCUUCUAGGCAUGACCUUAGAAGAGGCAUUCUUUGCUGAGGACAUGUUUGGUCUGAAAAAAGAGACGCAUGACGAAACACCAUCAUUUAACAUCAAAGCCAAAGAAAGCUCCAAAGAAGAGGAAGUGCUGGCAAUCUGCAAACUUCGAGGAGUUGAUGCAAGUGCCCCUGUCAGUCUACAGCUGAAAGCACUAGAUGAAGAAUACCACCAUCUUCUGGAUACAGGUCAAAGUAGUAAGGCUGACCAGCUUCAGAAUCUCUUUGUGUGGUAUUCCAAGAAGGCUUCCCAGGAAGGUGCCGUAGCUCACAAAGCAGAAGAUUCUUGCAACCCCUUGGGACAAGCCUACAUCAAGUACCUGGAUGCCCUGUCACUGGAAGAGGGGGUGGCCACAAACAAUUUUCAUGUUGGCCGUUUGCUGGUCAUGCAGGGAAACUAUGAAGAUGCUGUCAAGCGCUUGGAGGCAGCACUGUGCUGGAAUCAAAAGUACCAGUUAGCCAGAAUCUACCUAGGACUUGCACUCAGCCUUCAGAAGGGCGGUCCAGGUGACAGAAUACAGGAGUGUGUGUGUUACUUGCAAGAGGGUAUGGAGACCCUGUUGACUGACCUGACUAAAAAGGCUGCUACACCUCAAGAAAACUUAAGGAAGAAUAGCCUGUAUGCAGAAAACCUUGUGCAUCCAACUAAUGUCCACUUAUUGCGAGGUCUCAUUCAGCUAGGUCGCCUUCUUUUGUCUAAUCAAGGGAUCAAAGAGGCCAUGAGCCCACAUGACGUGUUUCACACUGCAGCUCUCCUUGCAAGCCAGGCAUUGCCCACUGUGUAUAAGGCUGAUGUGUAUAAGCAGCUAGAGUGGGUGUUGCUUGAGGCCCAUGCCAUGCUGUUAGAGAUUCUGUCUGCAAAGGGAGAGAAUGAGGAGCUGAUUGCCCAGCGGUGCCACCGCCUGUCAGCACUUAUUUACACGACCACUAUUCCUCAGAACCAGCAGCUGUUAGAUCUACAAGAGAGAACAUGUCAGAAUCUGGUUCGAAUCCAGCCUUGCAAUAGUCAUGCCCUCUUUCUGCUGGGCUCAGCACAGAUGAGCAAGUAUGAAAACAGUAGUGGAGAGAAAGCCAAAGAAAUGAUUUCUGGUGCUAAAGCUUCUUUUGAGGCAAGCAUCAAUUUGCAAGGAAAACCCUCAGAAGGGGAAAUACUUGAGCUGAUUUCAGGCCAGAAAUGGUAUCAGGAAAGGAUGAAGAUUAACGAAAAAGAGCAAACAGCUGCGCCACCGAAAGAUGGGGCCAAAGCCAUUGCUGCCCCAGCACCAGGGAAAGGAGGGGCAGCUGUGGGACAAGGGGCAGUCGGUAGAAGUGUUGCCACAGCACCACCAAAGGGAGCUGCUACCAAGGCAGCACCAGCCCCAAAGAGUGUUGGAGGGGGACCUGCACCUGCUGGAAAAGGACCUGUAAAGCCUCCACCAGGGAAAGCUGGACCACCAGCGCCACCUGCUAGCAAGCCAGCUGCAGGCAGUAAGUCUGGCCACAAACAUGAUGCAGCCCCUCCCAUCUCUAAAAAUUCACAGAAACCCAAGCCUGCAGCACCUGCACCGCCUGCAGCACCAAAUCCUGAACCUGCUGCCCCUGCAGCUAAAUCAGAAGCUCCGAAGAAGGUGGCACACAUCAACCCCAAGUCAUUCAACCCUUACCUUGGUCUAGCACGUGUACUUCGUGCCCUAGAUCAGCCUAAAGAAGCACAAAAGUACUUUGAAAUUGUUAUCAAGAUGGCGCCAGAUGUCCACGAUGCCUACAUUGAAUGUGCAGAAAUGCUGCUGACGUCAGAUCCACUAGCUGCAGUUGAUGUUUAUGCUAAGUUUCCAGUGUCUGAACAGCUCAGCUUUGAUGAUGCAUACAUCUUUGGCGAAAUUGUACGAAUACUAAUGAAGCAUGAGAAGUACGAUGAUGAGAGACUGGCAAAAAAUAUGAUCUCUUAUGGAAGGAUCCUUGGUCUGGGUAGCCUAGAAAAAUAUGUCAAGAUCUUGGAGGAGAAGUUCAAAAAUGAUCUGCUGAAAAAGGUUUAUGCUGGAGUGAAUGGGAAGUCUGUGGAUGAUCCUGAUAUGCAGAACUUUUUCAAGUUUAAAUGCUGGGCAUAGAAUUUCUACCAUUAGUAGCUUGCUGUGAUUGACACUACUGGUGUCGAUAGACUGUAUCCUACAGUGCUCAUGCAUUCAGGUGGCACGUUGAAUAGAUUUGCUUUAAAAUAAUGGUACAUAAGAAAACAGUAUUUUACGGUUUUUAAUGUAAGAAAUGUUUUUCAUAAUUUUCUAGGGUACUUCCAGUGGCAAGAGUGACAAUGUGAUUUAGUAUUGAUUUUUAACAUUGAUGUUUUGUCAUGUUAUUCAUGUGAAUGCAAUAUGCUCAAUAGCAUAAACUGCUCUAGUGACACCCAUCAUGGUCCCUAUAAAGAACCAGGCACUACACUGUUCUUUAAUGACUAUUGUCUAAUGUGGCUUUCUCAAGUAGAACAGGAAUUGAACAGUGUAGAAGAAUCGCCUAAACAUGUAGGAAAGAUAGAAGAAAACUUAUCUUCUGCUUACGCAGCCAACAAGCAACCAAUUCCUUCAUGCUACGACCACAAAGACCGUUUAUGUUUGUGUUGAGUGUACAAUAUAUUUUACUACCUGUUUAUCAAUACUUCCUAAAUUAAAAAGUGUGUUGCUUCAUACACCUUAUAGUACUGUGGAUUAAAGAAAAAAAGUGCAUCUUUCUCUUGCCAAGUCUUUGACAGCAUGUGCAAGCCAGCUAGUUAGAUCUAGACUAGGCAAUGCAGUUAAAUUACAGCCAAUGGUAUAAAUGCAAAGGUUUAUUUUUAAUCCAAGUCACAAACACAUUGCAAAAUAAUUUGUUAGAAAGUACACAUUCGCGUGUUUUUGCGCAGAUCAAGACAAUGCUUUGAAAUGCAACACAUAAUUGGAAACCACCACCACGAUUAACAUUUUAAGGUUCUCUUUCCUGGAUGUGUGAUGUCUCAUGUACCACUCCCCACAUGCACAGCUGUUUGGUCAAUAAAAAUUUUUUUGUGUCUUUUUUAAAUAGUAACAGUGAAAGUAGGGAAUGUAGCUCAAUGGUAGAUUGUGCACUACUGUUUGCUUUAUAACAUGCAAAGCUCAAGUACUAUUAUAGAUGACACAGCUUUGCUUAUUUUUGACUGUACGACAAGUGAACAUGAGGCCACUGAAUACAUAUUAACAACAAUCUUGUAAAAAAACAGAUCUCAUCUUUUAAGUUGGAAGCAAGCAACAAAUAAUUUACAGUUACUUGUGAUGUCCAGUCCAUCUUAACGGAAAUCCAUCCUUCCAUACCCAGUCAUAAAGCACAAGAAUGGGAACAUUUCUGGCACCGAAGACUUAAAUUAAACUGUAAGCAACAACCAUGAUUAGAACACACAAGAUGACAUCCCCAAAAAAACACAACGGCAAAGCCAUUAUUUACAUUUUUAUUGUUGAUACUCCAGUGCUGCUCUGAAUACAGGCCAAAACGGUAGAGAAGCCAAUAGCUUGGAUCAGGGCAGACAGAUAAGCAUAGAAACCAAAGAAACAAGAUAUUCCUUUUGUUUGUCCUUUUUGUUCUUUCGUACCGCUUGCACUCAACAUGCCUCAGCUUAGCACAAGACAUCCAGCAACACACAAAAGGAGUACUUUAGGGGCCCAUGCAGUUGCCUCUCUUAUCUUCAGCAAAACUGGCAGCUUCCUAACAAAGACUUUAGCACCAUUGUGGUCCAUGCAGAGGAAGUCAAGAAAUCUAUCAAGUCAGAGACCAAAGAGACUGUGGCAGGAUGCUCAUAACGGCGCCAUUUUCCAGGUCAAGCCAACUACAAAUAAUCCGCAGUAAACGACUAACUGCUGGACACUUUUCUGAUUUGUUUAAGGUAAAAAAAGAGUAGAUCAUCAAUCACCAAACUGGUUAAGUACUAAUCUAGCAGCAGCUCUGAACAAAAAGCACGCUCUGCUAACCAGUCCCCGCAUGCUGAAAAAAAGAGAGCACCGACACAAACACCUAAAAUCCCUCAGGUGAACAAGCACAGCAAGAAAAAAUGCCAAUGUUGUGGAAAAGUAUUCUGCGGGACUAAUAUGAGGGGGGUGGGGGAAACAAAAACAAAACCAAAAAAAAAAAAAAAAA